AACAACAUUGCAUGGAGUAAAGAGCAACAACCAAGAAGAGGUCAGGAUGGUCCAGAAAAUACUUAAUAAGUUCGUCGGUGCCAAGUACAUUUCUAUUCUGAGAGCGUGGGUACCAAACUUGGCUGCCUGGGGAACAGUGGGUGGAGUGACGCUUGUUCACUUCACAGACUGGCGAUUAGUGCUAGACUAUGUGCCAUACAUUAAAGGGAAGUUCAGCAAGGAUGAGUAAAAUCUCACACAACUCUAAAAUGACCAGAGCUUGGGGAUGGGCACAUGGGUGGAUUGCUUACGCAACGCAAACUUAAAUGGGAUGCCCUGGCCAAACAAUCUUUCGUUGAGGGCUUGUUAGGAGUUUGGACAUCAAGAUGCACUAUGUAUAAAUGCUAUUUUUGAAACAGUAUUAUUUAAUGUGAAUAAAUCUUUAACUUGC
Messenger RNA from Seriola dumerili (greater amberjack), 430 nucleotides. RefSeq names its product cytochrome b-c1 complex subunit 10-like. The transcript has 3 exons. Gene Ontology annotation, biological process: mitochondrial electron transport, ubiquinol to cytochrome c. Lineage: Eukaryota; Metazoa; Chordata; Actinopteri; Carangiformes; Carangidae. Gene Ontology annotation, cellular component: mitochondrial inner membrane. The record is from RefSeq and is a predicted model, not a curated record. Bases 47 to 229 code for a protein of 60 amino acids.